UCAAUUAAUAAGCUAUCUCAAGGUACAGUUUAGUUAGCAACAUUAAUAGAGCCUUAUAACCUAAUAAUCUUUGACCAUAACAACUUUUGUCUGUACAGAAGAUUGAAGGAAAAAAAGACGAGAGACUAUUUUAUACUCUUCAUCUUUUGAUUGAUUCAUUUCUAAUCUUAACAGGCACAUAAUAAGUGAUUACAAUUACUUCAACAGAACUACUCAAUUAGGUGAAUCUCCGCCUUCUCAAGUGCUCCAAGUUGGACUUUAGUAGCAAAUCGUAUUUUUCAAUCUAACCAAAACACAUAAUCUUUACUGGUCGUCACAGUUUACUCACAGUUCAUCUCAGAAACAUGUUGCCUCUUUUUUCAGCCUCAUUCAUUUUAACAUUAGUUUUUCUUUAUAAGUUUCUCAAUUUUUUACCUUUCUUUGUUAACAUCUUAAACUGGAUUGGAUUGUUUAUUGUUUACCUUUGUAGUUCAUGGAUAUUGGCAAAAUUGAUUCACAAUUACAUUUCUUCUAAACUUCUGGGUCCUCUUCCAACUACUGGAAAAGCUGUUCUCAUCACUGGGUGUGAUUCUGGUUUUGGUCAUGGAGCAGCAUUGCAACUCAACAAGUCGGGCUUUCGUGUGUUUGCUGGUUGCCUGUUUCCUGAUGGGAAAGGAGCCAAAUCAUUGAAAUCAUCAGCCUCUAAUCGAGAUAAGAUUCAUAUCAUCAAAUUAGAUGUUACCAAAGAUGAGGACAUCGAAACGACAGUCAACUUGAUUAGUGAACAUCUCAAUAAAUCGGGUGAAACUCUUUGGGGUAUCGUUAAUAAUGCUGGUGUUGGAAGAGUUGGUAAAAUAGAGUGGGGAUCUUUUGACAAUCACUUUCGCCAGCUGUUUGAUGUUAAUGUUUUCGGAGUGGUCAAAGUGACUCGAGCAAUGUUGCCUUUACUCCGUUCUUCAUCUGGACGUGUAGUCACCAUUUCAUCAAUCAAUUCAAAUAUGACCUUUCCCAACACUGGAGCUUACUCAAUGACCAAAGCUGCUUUAACUCCUUUCCAAGAUGCGCUGAGAGCUGAAAUUGAAAAAUUUGGGGUCAAAGUUAUAUCUAUUGAACCAAGUUUCUCAUCAACACCUAUAAUUGACCAAAAAUCUGUUGACAAACUUUACAGUGACUUAUACGAUAAUUCACCCAAAGAAAUUAAAGAGAUUUACUAUGAGGAUAAAAUGAUGGAAAAUUUAAGGCAACUCCUAGCAAUUCCUUGUCGAUAUCUCUCACCUGAAGCAACAUAUGACAAAGUAAUCAAUAACAUCGUCAAAUCUUUGACUGAUUAUGAACCAUCCUAUUGUAUGCCUGCAACUCCACCAGUAAUGUCAUUUGUCUACACAAUUUACCCAAGUUUUCCACCAGAAUUGAAGAAUUUAAUUGGAAAGAUAUUAAUGAGACUCUCAAGAUCAUUGAAUUUAGAUUAAAUCCUGCGUUGAUUAUUUGCUGGCAAAUGUAAAAAAUGUAAUCCUUGAGUUUCAUGCUAUCUUUUUGGCAAUAACAGUGUCAUUGGACGGUCAAAUUAAUUUUAUUUCAAUAAUUGUCUCGAUGAUUAUGACAUGAUGAGGUAUAUAUCGUUGAUUUUAACAACGAGCAGAAUAAAUUAGAGAUGAUUUUACCUCUUUUGUAAAUUAAAAAGAGUCGUUAA
Messenger RNA from Tetranychus urticae (two-spotted spider mite), 1669 nucleotides. Its product is annotated as retinol dehydrogenase 16. Gene Ontology annotation, cellular component: intracellular membrane-bounded organelle. Gene Ontology annotation, molecular function: oxidoreductase activity. NCBI's taxonomy places the organism in Eukaryota, Metazoa, Arthropoda, Arachnida, Trombidiformes, Tetranychidae. The record is from RefSeq and is a predicted model, not a curated record. Gene Ontology annotation, biological process: steroid metabolic process.